GCCCGGGGAUUCCCCUGCUCGGGUCGGGUAGAGAAAAACACAAGAGGUCUGCAGACAUGUCCGGACUUGUUCCUGUGUCUUACUCAAGUUACUGGGACACUUCUUAGCGGGAACCAUGGCCGGGAAAGACUCGCCAUGGAGGAUUCUCUGCCUUUCCCCGACCUUGACAACGACACGACAACGACCUUCGCACAACUGUGGAACGACUCGUCGAUAACUGAGGCAGAUUUUGGUGUCCAGCCGUUUGAAGCAAGCCUGCUUCCCUUUUCCAGUGACAUGGGGGAGUUUUUCCAGCAGAUGGAAGGGAACGUACGGAACGUCAGUAACGAUCACAGCUACAGCCAGCAUUCCGACCAGUCUGAUCAGGGGUCAGAAACUACAGCGAUGGAGGGUCAGCAGACGGACAGGGUGACCUCCAGCGUGACCUCCGGCCCCUCAGCGACCUCCUCAGACGUCCCGUCCACCACAGUGUACCCGGGACCCUACAGCUUCCAGGUGGCCUUCCCCCCUCAGACGCUCAAACCCAAGUCUAAGAAGCUGGCCUGGACCUGGUCGGAACCCUGCAAGAUGCUGUAUGCUGACUUCAACAAGAUCUGUCCCUUCAACUUUAAGACGGUGCGCCCCCCUCCCGCUGGCUGCCUGAUCCGCGCCAUGCCUGUGUACCUGAAACACGAGCACAUCGGCCUGCCCGUUAAGCGCUGCCCCACGCACCGCGAGAACGACUUCAACAACGCGGACCCGCCGGCACACUUCCUGCACUGCCAGGGGAAAGCUGUGGAGUACCGCGAGGAUCCCACCACGGGGAGGCACUCCGUCAUCAUCCCCUACGAGCAUCCGCAAGGUUCGUUCUUAGCUUCCCGACAACCGGGUACGGAGUGGUCGACCGUCCUGUACAAGUUCAUGUGUCUGAGUGGAGACAUUUGUUUAUUCUGGUACGGAGUGGUCGACCGUCCUGUACAAGUUCAUGUGUUGCGGUAG
Molecule: messenger RNA, 978 nt
Organism: Branchiostoma floridae (Florida lancelet)
Lineage: Eukaryota; Metazoa; Chordata; Leptocardii; Amphioxiformes; Branchiostomatidae
Product: tumor protein 63-like
Exons: 8
Coding region: 136-978 (280 amino acids)
Biological process (GO): regulation of transcription by RNA polymerase II; apoptotic process
Cellular component (GO): nucleus
Molecular function (GO): RNA polymerase II cis-regulatory region sequence-specific DNA binding; DNA-binding transcription factor activity, RNA polymerase II-specific
Source: RefSeq, a predicted model, not a curated record